Caenorhabditis elegans is the source of this 495-nucleotide messenger RNA. The record is from the annotation of a RefSeq genome assembly. Lineage: Eukaryota; Metazoa; Nematoda; Chromadorea; Rhabditida; Rhabditidae.
AAGAUACAUCCACUUCAUUCCCAUCGUGUCGCAAGUUCUGUGGAUCUGUUGAAUGGCGGUGGAGGUGGUGGCACACCGACGCUCAAGAGCUACGAACCACGGCGGAGUGACGUUGGAGCCAACUCUGGCGAUGGAACUUCUGGUGGUGGAUCGGAUGAUGCGAUUAAGGAGAAUCAGAGACAACACUUCUCACCGCCUGCCAUGCCUCAAACCGUAGCUGGGAAGAAGAAGCGAGAGUCGAGGAAGAUCGGAACGAAUUCGAAGCAUAAUGAUGAGGAGGACGAGUGUUUUGAAGUUAUCAAUAAUUGUUUAAUGUUGGAGAUGGGAAUUCUGUGCUGGAUCACUUGAAGAACGUGAUGAAUGGAUUCAGGCGAUUGGUGGUGAAAUUGAGAAAUCUCUUGGAAAAGAGGUAGCGAAUGCGAAGACCAACAAUCGAGCGGUGGCGAAUCGUCCGGAUAUUGCGGCACUUCGAUCACUACCUGGAAACGGUCGGUG